Puntigrus tetrazona (Sumatra barb) is the source of this 3496-nucleotide messenger RNA. It is a transcript of the gene kbtbd7, whose product is annotated as kelch repeat and BTB (POZ) domain containing 7. The transcript is spliced from 2 exons. The record is from RefSeq and is a predicted model, not a curated record. Gene Ontology annotation, molecular function: protein binding. Bases 648 to 2507 code for a protein of 619 amino acids. NCBI's taxonomy places the organism in Eukaryota, Metazoa, Chordata, Actinopteri, Cypriniformes, Cyprinidae.
CAGUCAUGGUUUAUCUAAGCAUUCAAUUUAAGUAGAUUUAACUGCUAUAUAUAUAUACACACACACGCGAACAUAUUAUUUAUAUAUUUACUAAUAUUGAGGUUAUGCCGUUGUGAACAAAGCUUUAGCAGGCCAACCAAACUUAACACAGAGCGCGGAGAACGGCUGCGUCUCAAACCGCAGUGAACCGCCUACCUAGAAGGCACUAUCGAGUCGCAUAGCCGCGGGCAGCAUGUUUUUCACCCCAUUGAGAGCACUGUCCCGCGCCAGACGCACGCGUGCUGUCUAUACAGGCGGCUGAGCGGUCUUUGCGACGCGGCCGAAGUGACCAAUCAGCGCCGUGCUCCGCGGCAGCACGCUAGAGUGAGCCGCGCGACGUCGACCGAUCGCUCAAGAUCAAAAACCGAGCGAAAUGAAAUUAAACGGAACGGACAUCGCCGCCGCCGCCGCUCGUCCGUGCUGAAAGCAACCCCGCAGCGUGAAAAAGGAGCGCGUUUCAUUCAUGAAACAUGUCCGCAGCGUCGGGCAACAAAGAAGCGGUGGCCGCGGCUCGCAGCUCGUUGUUUUCGUGACACUUUGAGAGCCGAGGGAGAUUUGAUGCCGCUAGCUGACAGGGUUUAGGAGAGAAGAAAAAAAACGGGCUGGACAUGGCUUCGGUGAACUGCUUCGCUGGUCCCGAGGAGCUCGAGGACGCGAAGCACGCUUUAAGUUUGAUGAGAGAGCUGAAAUUAUUCUACGACGCGCAGCUGUUGGUCGACGUGACCAUCGAAGUGGAGCUCGAUCCGGAUCAAAGCGUUUCCUCGAGCUGCACGGGGAAAGUUUUCCAGUGCAACCGAAACGUCCUGGCGGCGGCGAGCCCUUAUUUCAAGAGCAUGUUCACAGGAGGGCUUCACGAGAGCACCCAGAGAAGCGUCACCAUUCGCGACGUGGACGCCCACUCGAUGGGGCUCAUAAUCGAUUAUUGCUACACCGGCAAAGUGACAAUCACCGAAGGCAACGUGCAAAGGCUUUACGCCGCCGCCAACAUGCUGCAGCUGGAGUACAUCCGGCAGGCGUGCGCCAACUUCAUGACCAGAAGGCUGGACCUUUCUAACUGCGCAGGGAUUUUGAAGUUCGCCGACGCUUUUGACAAUCUGGAGCUGAAGAGCAAGGCUCAGGCGUUCAUCGCCAAGAACUUCGUCCAGCUCAGCGCCAGCGUGAGGGAGCUUUGCGAGCUGGACCUGAAGCAGAUCGAGGAGAUCCUGGCGCUGGAUUCUCUGGACGUCGACUGCGAGCGCAAAGUGUGUUCGUUUGCAAUGCAGUGGAUCGAGAGCAACCCGCGCGCGGGCGCCGAAGACGCGCUGCGGGUCCUCAGAUGCGUGCGGUGGUCUUUAUUUUCGGAGAAAGACAGGGUGUAUCUAGAAAGCCUCAAAGCGAAGCCUUUCAUGAAGAAAUAUCUCACGAACGUCCUCGACGGGGCCGGCGACGAGCCGAGCGCCACCAUUUCGAAAAGCGCGCACGCCGCCAAACAAAGAAUCGGCAAGAGCGCCAAAGAAAUGGUGCUUUUCUUCGGAAGGCCGAACGAGCCUUUCAUGUGCUACGAUCCCUAUACGGACGACAUCUAUUCCAUGGCGUCUCCGGCCAUGAACCUCACCAAUCAGAACUUCAAACGCUCUCCUACGGAGACGUUUCUGGUCUGCGCCACGCCGGAGAACAAUCUGUAUCUCGCCUCGCACCUGACCAAGCACUUCUGGGUCUACAAUCCUCUGUUAAAUUGCUGGCAGGAGCUCGCGGAAAGACUUCUGGGACGGGCGCACUCCUACAUGGGCUACCUCGGCGGGCAUCUGUACAUCGUGGGAGGCAGAGAUCCCGUAUCGGACGCCAGGCUCAAGGAAGUAGAAUGCUACAGCAUUCAGAGGAACCAAUGGGGUUUUGCGGCCCCUUUGCCGCACUCUUUGGGAAAGAUGCAGGUCGUGACGAUAAACGAGCGGCUUUAUGUGGUGAACAAGAGGAGGAUGCUCAGCUACGAGCCCAAGAAAAACCUCUGGCUCCAGCGGGGCUCUCUGAAACGCAGCAAACUCCACAAAGCGUGCGUGUUUCAGGAGCAGAUCGUGUGUUUGUGCGACAUCCCCGUGGUCAAAGCCUACAACCCGGCCCGCGGGGAAUGGAGGCGGAUUGGAGACAUCCCCGUCGACAGCAGCGCUCUCGGCUACCAGGUAGUGCAGCACGACGGCAAGCUGCUGCUCCUCACGAUCGCGAUAGUGCAUCACAACAAGAACAGGCUCGUCACGCACGAAUACGACCCCGCUCGAGACUCGUGGAAAAACGUGGCCACCAUGUUCGGAUCGGCGUUCGGAUCCAUGAGCCUCUCCAGCCGGGUUUACGCCGCCUGCUUGGGCUCCGGCCAGAGCUUCGUCUCGGAAGAGGACGAUGACAGCGGCUCCAGCGCCGACUGGGAUUUCGACGGAUUGACCGACGCGGACUCGGACUCCGGCAGCUCAAGCUCAUUUUCAGAUGAAAAUUGGUAGUCGACGUAGAGCCAGAAGUGACCGUGGAGCACAAAACCAGUCUUAAGUGGCGCGGGGAUAUUUGUAGCCGUGGCCAACAGUACAGUAUUAUGCCAAAAAUCAUUAGGAUGCUAAAUUUUCAAAUCUCGGCCAACAUCAUCCCGUCAUAUAUCAACGGAAAGCUUAUUUAUUCGCUUUUAUGAAUCGCGUGACUCUCUUAUGACUGCUGUCGUGGUCCAAGGUCGCAAAUGUGAAUACGCUGCCAAGUAUUUUGAGAUAUAGGUGUUGGUAUAAGUGUUAGCCUGUUUGGACGCGGCUCGUGCCACGGCAGCCAGGGUAGAACCUACUUGAAAUUCAUGCUUCUAUGAGUAUUAUCAAACAGACGCUUACCUUUUAUGAUACACGGCCAGUGAAUGGUACCUUGUUCUCAGGAUUAUAAAUCGGUACAAAGAAUUAUUAGUAUUUUGACUCUGCCGGUCUCUGAAGAUUACAGUAUUGCGCUGGGAUCUUGAACGGGGUACAAUGGGGCUCCCCUCUUUCUUAAGGAAAAUGUGUUUAUUUCCGGUCUCGGAGUGUGUAACUUUCUUAACAUUUUUAAUUUAAUAUCGAUGGGGAAUUUAAUCAAUUUGAAAAUGCAUGAUAAAUCAGGUUUCAAAUAUAAAGCCAUCAUUGGUUGAGGUAAUAUGGGGCAAAAUUUUAACACACUUGAUAUAGCAAGAUAACUUUUACAUACAUUAUUAAGAUAAACGCUCCUUCAGGAAGGAUGGAUAAUUUACUGUUUAUUGCUAAAUAUCUUUGGGUAUUUCAUAACCUCUCAAAUAUGCUAUAACUAACAGUAAAUGUGCAAAAGAUCCAUCUUUGAGCAAUUAGCCCUGUUGUACCCUACCUCCUUUUACCAGUUUUCUGUGUCUUUUGCUUAUUUUCGUUGUUUAAAUGUUAUAGUUGUCUGUUAAAUUAUCACAUGUCUAAUUUAAGAGUUGAUACUGUUAAUAAAGUCCGUUUAUACUUUA